AUGGCGGAUUCCUAUGCCUGUAAAGGUGGAAGGAAAACCGCAGGCUCGAACAAACCCGCUGCCAGCAAAGAAAGCAGGACGGAGACGAGGAUAAAUCCACCGGCAGAGCUGCCCAGGCUCGGAAAUGCAACCAGUGACAAAACAGAAGGCAGGAAGAAAGGACGACCCAAGGCCGAGAACCAGGCGCUGAAAGACAUCCCGCUCCCCCUGAUGAACCAGUGGAAGGACGAAUUCAAAGCCCACUCCAGAGUGAAAUGUCCCAAUUCAGGCUGCUGGCUGGAGUUCCCCAGCAUUUACGGCUUGAAGUACCAUUAUCAGCGCUGCCAAGGGGGUGCGAUCUCAGAGAAGCUGACGUAUUCCUGCUCCUACUGCGAAGCUGCCUUCACCUCCAAAACCCAGCUAGAAAAGCAUCGGCUCUGGAAUCACUUGGACCAGCCAGUGCCAACCAGCAAACCAGAAAACAAAGUGCCGAAGGCCAUUGGGAAGAGCAGCAGCAAGAAAAGAGCUGCUGAGAGUUCAGCUUGCCCCACCAUCCAUCCCAAACAGGCAAAGACGGAAAAAGCCGUGGCCCAGGACCACGCCGAGAACGGCGAGUGCCUGGCGGAGAGCCGGGAGAGCAAGGAGUUUCAGAUCGCAGCAGCCGAGGCGAUGGCAGCCGCCACCCCCACGGCGAAGUCCUCGAGCGGCAAGGAUGCCACGCAGCAGGGGGGCAGCCAGGCCUCGCUGCAGGAGGAAGACCCCGAGAGGAUGAAGCACAGAAGGAAACAGAAAACUCCUAAGAAGUUUACGGGGGAGCAGCCGUCCAUCUCGGGGACGUUUGGACUGAAAGGUCUCGUCAAAGCAGAGGACAAGGCGAAAGCCCAUCGAGCCAAGAAGCUGGAGGGGAACACCAACACAGAGGAGCUGAAAAAGAAACCUCCAGGAGCCGGCGUGAAGAAGGAAGCGGCUGUGCAUCUGCCGGCAGCAAACCCCGAGGACCAGUGGCAGCGGGAGAUCAGCGAGAAGGGAGAGGUCGCCUGUCCAACCUGCAGCGUUAUCACCAGGAAAACUGUUGUGGGGCUCAAAAAGCACAUGGAUGUCUGCCAGAAGCUGCAGGAUGCCUUGAAGUGUCAGCACUGCAAAAAGCAAUUCAAGUCCAAAGCUGGGCUGAAUUACCACACCAUGGCUGAACACGUCAGCAAGCCCGUUCCCGUGGAAACCGCUGGACUUGAGGUGUUUAUACACGUGGGAGUGCGAAAGGACGCGCCUCCGGAGGAGCCAGAGGUGAAGCCGGAGCCUGGCCCCGGCUGCGUGGCCAACUUCUCCAGCCUGAUGGGCUACCAGUACCACCAGAAGCGGUGUGGGAAGCAGCUCGCCGAGGCCGACAAGCCCGUCUUCAGCUGUCCACACUGCGGCAAGAAGUACAAAUCCAAAGCCGGCCACGACUACCAUGUGCGGUCAGAACACUCGGCCUCGCCUCCGGAGGAGCCAGAGGUGAAGCCGGAGCCUGGCCCCGUAGAAGAUUUUGAGAGGACGCCGAGCGGCCGCAUCCGUCGGACGUCGGCCCAAGUAGCCGUCUUCCACCUUCAGGAGAUAGCGGAGGACGAGCUCGCCAGGGAUUGGACCAAGCGGAGGAUGAAGGACGACCUGGUGCCUGAAACGAAGCGG
Molecule: messenger RNA, 1647 nt
Organism: Opisthocomus hoazin
Lineage: Eukaryota; Metazoa; Chordata; Aves; Opisthocomiformes; Opisthocomidae
Source: RefSeq, a predicted model, not a curated record